Molecule: messenger RNA, 1017 nt
Organism: Plasmodium inui San Antonio 1
Lineage: Eukaryota; Apicomplexa; Aconoidasida; Haemosporida; Plasmodiidae
Exons: 1
Coding region: 1-1017 (338 amino acids)
Biological process (GO): spliceosomal tri-snRNP complex assembly
Source: RefSeq, a predicted model, not a curated record
AUGAACCUGCCUGGCGGCAGAGACAACGGGGAAAAUGAAGGCGCAAAUGCCGUUUUCGUGAACAGUGAUGGGUGUUCGCUUGUUUUACUUAUGGAAGAUAAAAGGGCUAGGAAGGACACCCAAAAAAAGGAGUACCUCACGAAGGAUUGCCCCGAUAAAAAGGAGUACACCGCGAUAAGGGAGUACACAGUAGAAAAUUCGUACCCCGAUGAAAACGCGUACACCGGGUGCAAAGCCAACCAAGGGGAGACCCAUAAAAACGACGUAAACGUUGUAGAGGAUGGAAAAUCCAAGAAAAACGAAGAGAGAAUGAUGGCAGGAAUAAUCAAGAUCCUUGAGGAAAUGAAAGAGAGCGAUGAUACAUCUAAUGCUGUAGAUACUGGAUUCAACCAAGGUAGUCAUCAGCAAAGCCCUGACUGCGCUACGCAGGUGCAAAAUGGAGACGAAGUUAACCGAAAUACAUAUCCACGUAAAGACAACACAAAAUUGCAUGUAGGGUUGGAUUACUCCACGUUCUACCUAGACACCCCAUAUAAAAUUGUUAAGUGCCUGAAUAAAGGUAGCCAUUUUCUUUUCUGGGAUAAUGACACACUGUGUGGCCAGAAUGACCAAGUGACAAAAGAGUUUAAAAUGAACGAAAUGAAAAAAAAUAACUGCGAGGAGUUAAGAAGCAGUAGGUUCAUUUUUUUUGAUAGGGAAAAGAAACUACUCGUUCUAAAGUAUAACCUCAGGAGUAACAGUUUUAAUUACGUAAGUGAAAGCGACCCUAUUUAUGUGUACUUUGAUCAAUUACAUGAAAAAAAUUUCUUAGAUGAUAAUAUUAUUAAAGAAAAAAAAAACUCGAUUUUAAUUUACCCCUACACAUAUGUGAAAAUAUGGGAAAGCUUAACUUGUUACAUUAACGAGGAGGUAAUAAAUAAAAUUGAGCCAGUUAAUAAAACCUUUUGCUCCUCCUUCUUGGAAGAAGAAGAAGAAGAAAAAAAAAAAAAAAAAAAAAAAGAGUACGGAUUUGCUUAG